GUCCCGCAUCGGCUCGGAAGGCAACGUGUGACGGAAAGGAUCUCCACAAACUGGGCAGAAAUCACAAGUUUACAAUCAACAAAAAACCUCAUAUCGAAGCAUCAUGUCAGAAGCUCUAACCCAACGAAUAAAAGAGCUGGAAGGAGAACUGGAGAAGCUGAGGUCCCAGCUGAAGCAGAGCAGUGAAGUACAGGAACAAAACAAUGAUGGGAUGUCCUGUCAAGCUUCUGUUAAAAACACAAACAGUAUCAUGGAGGGGAACGUCAGCAGCAAAAAGGGUAAGAAAGCAUCCAAGGAGCGGCCCUUUGACUUCUCCAUCCAUCCAAAGCGUCAUGUGGCUUUGAGGCUGGCUUACCUGGGAUGGGCCUACCAGGGCUUCGCUGUUCAGGAGAACACAGACAACACGGUGGAGGCGAGGCUCUUUGAAGCUCUGCUGAAGACUCGACUCAUCCAGGACCGGCAGAGCUCCAACUACCACCGGUGUGGGCGGACUGAUAAAGGAGUCAGUGCCUUUUCCCAGGUCAUAACCAUCGACGUGCGCUCCACUCAGUUCUGUGGAGGACUGGGCGUUAUACUCCCUGAGAAUGUCGAUGUUAGUACCAAGACUAAGUCAGAUGUCCCUGAGCUUCCGUAUGUGAAGAUUCUGAACCGAGUCCUUCCCCAGGACAUAAGGAUCUUGGACUGGGCUCCAGUAGCAGAAGGAUUCAGCGCACGCUUUGACUGUCAGUCUCGCACAUAUCGGUAUUAUUUCCCCAGAGGAUGUUUGGAUGUAUCAGUUAUGGCAGAAGCUGCAAAAAGAUAUGAAGGCACUCAUGACUUCCGCAAUUUGUGCAAAAUGGACGUGGGCAAUGGAGUGCUGCAGUUUGAGAGGACGAUCCUUUCAGCCUCAGUCAAACCUGUAAAACCACAGCACGGCGGUAGCACAGACCAGUAUGACCUCUAUGUGUUUGAGGUCAAAGGACUGGCCUUCCUUUAUCACCAGGUACGCUGCAUGAUGGCUGUGCUUCUUCUGAUAGGACAAAAAUUGGAAACCCCAGAGAUAAUUGAUCAGCUCAUGGAUGUUGAGAAGAACCCUAGAAAGCCACAAUACAGUAUGGCAGUAGACUACCCCCUGGUGCUGUACGACUGCCAUUUUGAAGGUCUGAGUUGGAAACAGGAACUAGAGGAGGUGAACCACGUCCUGACUACGCUGCAACAACACUGGACUCAAAGCACAGUCAGAGCCCACGUCCUCCAUGGGAUGAUGAGCGGUUUGGAAGCCAUAGGUGGAGAGUCUUCCAACCACUGCUGCCUCGUAGAAGGCAGUCGGCAGAAAAACUACCGUCCCCUCCUGGAGCGUCCAUGCUGUGAGAGCCUUGAAUCUAGGAUAGAUCAUUUCGUGAAGAGAGGCCGACUGGAACGGGAAGAAGGCGAGGAUGGAGGUGAAACAGUCCACCGAGGGAAAAGGUCCAAACAUUUUCACAAUUCCUCCAGUCCGUCUGUGGCCUCAGAAAUUCUAUCUCUAAACCAAAAUACUAACCAGAAUGAAGAAAACUGACAUUUUUAAUUUGGAAAAUGGCCUUUUUUCUUUUUUUUUUUUUUUUAAGCUUUUUGCUUAGGCAAAAAAAAUAUUUACUUUUUCUAACAGCAAACCAGAUGCACUGUGUUGUAUAUAUUUUUAGUUCAUAA
Sphaeramia orbicularis (orbiculate cardinalfish) is the source of this 1668-nucleotide messenger RNA. RefSeq names its product pseudouridylate synthase 3 (gene pus3). Gene Ontology annotation, biological process: tRNA pseudouridine synthesis; mRNA pseudouridine synthesis. NCBI's taxonomy places the organism in Eukaryota, Metazoa, Chordata, Actinopteri, Kurtiformes, Apogonidae. Bases 104 to 1537 code for a protein of 477 amino acids. Gene Ontology annotation, cellular component: nucleus; cytoplasm. The transcript has 7 exons. Gene Ontology annotation, molecular function: RNA binding; pseudouridine synthase activity. The record is from RefSeq and is a predicted model, not a curated record.